Dermochelys coriacea (leatherback sea turtle) is the source of this 5908-nucleotide messenger RNA. RefSeq names its product asparaginase and isoaspartyl peptidase 1 (gene ASRGL1). Bases 155 to 1105 code for a protein of 316 amino acids. Lineage: Eukaryota; Metazoa; Chordata; Testudines; Dermochelyidae. The record is from RefSeq and is a predicted model, not a curated record. Gene Ontology annotation, molecular function: asparaginase activity. The transcript is spliced from 7 exons.
UCAUGUGAUCACCAGCCUUUUACACCAGAGCCAUCUCACGCGGAAGCAAGACUGAGCGUUUGCAGACCCCUGGCUCUCUCCCCACCCACCCCCCUUAAGAUUUCCUACUCAUUAGCCAAGUCUGCAAGAACAACCACCUCAAGGAUUUGACAGUAUGAAGCCUGUUAUUGUGGUUCAUGGUGGAGCUGGCCGCAUCUUUAAAGAUCGGGAAGAAGGAGCUCGUUCAGGUGUUACCAGAGCAGCACUGAAAGGUUACAGUAUCCUUAAACAAGGAGGAAGUGCAUUAGAUGCAGUUGAAGAAGCAGUGACCUCAAUGGAAGAUGAUCCACAUUUUAAUGCAGGCUAUGGAUCUGUUUUAAAUGAGAAGGGUGAAGUAGAAAUGGAUGCCAUUAUCAUGGAUGGAAAAAAUCUAGCCUCAGGAGCAGUAUCUGCAGUUAAAUGUAUAGCUAACCCAAUAAAGCUUGCUCGUCUUGUCAUGGAAAAGACAGAGCACAUGUUGCUUACUGACCAUGGAGCAAAGCUUUUUGCCAAGGCCAUGGGUGUUCCUGAGAUUCCAGGGGAGAAACUUAUAACGGAAAGAUCCAGGGAGAGAUGGAGCAAGAACCUUGAGCCAGAUUCUAACCCUCAGGAGUUUAAAAAAGACCCUGGAACAGUUGGUGCUGUUGCUAUAGACAAUGAAGGAAACGUAGCUUGUGCAACAUCCACUGGGGGACUCACUAAUAAACUGGUUGGCCGAGUCGGUGAUUCAGCAUGCAUAGGAAGUGGAGGCUAUGCUGAUAACCAUGUUGGUGCCACCUCUACCACAGGACAUGGAGAAAGCAUGAUGAAAGUGGUCCUAGCCCGACUUAUUCUCUAUCAUAUGGAACAAGGAAUGUCACCGGCGGAGGCUGCUGACACUGCAUUGAAUUAUAUGAAAACAAGGGUGGGUGGAUUAGGAGGUGUCAUAGUUGUCAGCAAUUCAGGGGACUGGGCAGCAAGAUUCUCCACCAAGCAGAUGUCUUGGGCUACAGUGAAGGAUGACCAGUUGCACUAUGGCAUUUACACUGGGGAGAUACAUACGAGCUCUGUAUGCAAUUCUGGGGAUGAAGAAAAGUGGACAGUAUAGCAGGACAAAGAUCUCAGUCUUCAUGGGGCGCAGUGAAAAUUGAUGUUUAUCUUUCUGAAAAGAUUUACCCUCUAUUAAAUGUUCCCAGAAUUCACCACAUUUUACAAGCAAACUGAAAGAGGCACUGGGCUUAAAAAUAAUGGAUGUGGAUAUGGUGAUCAUUUUCAAUGUCUCUAGAAAGCACCAGGGCUGGUAUUCUCUUUUCAAAAACCAGAUAGAGUAUAGGUGUGUAAAAGGGCGUCCCCUCAUGUCUGGGCCUGGUGCAGAUGGCUCUCUUCUAGCCCCUCUGCCGACAGUUGCUCCAGCCCUGUAGUGGUCUGCCUCUUCUUGUGACUCAGCCUCUCCAGCCAGGUCCCACCCCUUCUAGAGUAGUGAAGUCCAACAGAUAAUCUAAUGUCCUUACAAAAGGUCUUCAGCCCUGAUUCUGGCCCCCUGUGGUCCUUAGAGCUGCUCAUCUCAGAGCUGUCAAAAGUCCUUUUCCACUUAUAUCAGGGGCUUCAUGCCACCUUCUCUGAUGGCUAGCAGGGGAACCCAGGUCCUCCCACUACGCUAGGUUCCAGUCCAAGGACCCUACAACCAGCCAAAGUCUACCAUGUCAGACUCCUUACUGCUGCCUCUUUGGACUUCUUCCUACCAAGUCUGUCAGCAGGCUUCUCUCACAACUGCUAUAAAUUCACCCUCCUUUCAGGGCCAGAACUUCCCCCUGGAAUCUGCCAGUAAAUCUCAUACCAAGUGUACAAUUUAACCCAUCUUCACUUUCAUCCCUCCUAAGUUUCUCUUAUACAGUCCCUCAGUUAACCACCUGCCAGGGCUCUCUUUCGGGAAGUCCAGAUCCUGCCUUUUAUCAGAGCUCAGCACAUUGAAGCUUGUUCGGUCCUAGCGGCUGCACUGUGUCUCACCUGGCCUCUUUCUAGAUUUCUCUACCCAUAAGAGGGUCCCAGGGCCAACCUUCUUCCUAGACUUCCUCCUCAACCCUCAGGGUCUUGCUACUCUCUUGUACCUGAGGAGUGAAUGCAGAAUUCUUCUCUCUCCCUGAAGGUCCCUUCUUUCUUUUUUUUUCUGCUUCCUUUUUAAUGGUGCAGCAGCCUCCGCCUAUGAGGCUAUGACUGCCACCUACAGCAAUUUUUGCAUAAGGAAAAUCUAUAUCCUCUCACCCAGUCCUGUAUCCUUAAAAAAAAUCAAAGAAAUUCUUUUUUAAUACUACCCCACUUUCCAAUCCUUUCAGACUACAUUCUUUCUCCUUGGGUUUCAGAGUAGCAGCCGUGUUAGUCUGUAUUCGCAAAAAGAAAAGGAGUACUUGUGGCACCUUAGAGACUAACAAAUUUAUUAGAGCAUAAGCUUUCGUGAGCUACAGCUCACUUCAUCGGAUGAAGUGAGCUGUAGCUCACGAAAGCUUAUGCUCUAAUAAAUUUGUUAGUCUCUAAGGUGCCACAAGUACUCCUUUUCUUUCUCCUUGGGUGCGUCUCAGUUCUUCAUAUAGAUUUUUUUCUUUCUAUGUAACUGCCCUUGCAUUGCCACAGCAGAUGCUUGACUGUUUCUUGGACUAUAGGUGCCCAUAACCCAUUUUGUGCUUGUUUAGUAACUAUAAAUUGUCACUCUGACCUGAAUGGUCUGUUAGCCCUCUAAAUGUAUAGCUACUUCACUUCUUCUAUCAUAGCUAUUAAGUAUACCAUUAUCAUCAAGUUUAGGACAUAUUUCAUAGGACCUUUGUUCUUUUUUUCUCUUUGGUCCAUAGUUCUUGACAUUCCUUCUUAAGUUCUCUCUUAAUCAAACUUCUGAAGUCCUGUAUACUCAGAGGGCUCUUCAUGUCAAUCUCAUUUUAAGGCAUUUUUCACUGCUUUAUCUCCCAUUUUGGUGACCAGUAUCCCAGCAAGCACCAGAAUCCACACGAUUAUGAUAGGUAUACCCAAUUGUACUCUCUUUAGUUAAGAAUAAUUGAUUGAACCAGUGCUGCUUUCCGAGGCUUCCUUUGUAAUCACCAUUAUACUUGAUAUACCCGUCAUAAUGGCCACAAAAUUGCAUAGUCUCAUAGGUCUCUUAAUUGCAGAUUCAGGGAUACAAAAGGCCCUUCCAAAGCUGUGUUCUCAUCUCUAGAGCAGUCAGUAUAGAUUUGGCAAUGCUGACCCCAUUUGCCAUGUAUAAACUCAUGAAUUAUAGCCGUCGUAUUUGAUAGUCCUGCUCUUACCUUUGUUGUAUCAUAUAAUUUCAAAUGCACACCUGGAGAGACAACCAUCCAGCCAUAGUUUGAUUUCCCAUGACUAAGAUUUUAAUUUCUUCUAGACCUUCCUUUUAACCCACCUUUUGACCCUGUUUGCAGGUGGGAGUUUGUGCCUACUUAAUUCCCAACUGUCUCGUAUAUUUGUUUAGUACUCUUAUCUUUGCUAGUUCCAUUAACCUUCGCUGAAAAGGUUAAAUCUAACAAUUUCUACCUAAAUUUAUAGGCAUUUCUCAGGUUGCUACCUGCAGCACACACGAGAGAUUCCAGAGUUGUAAUACUUGCACAACAUGUGAUUCCCAGAGCUUGGGCUUGGAUCUUGGCUCUGAUUUAAAAAAAAAAAAAAUUUUAAGUGUUGAUUUAGAAGUUGAUUUAAAGUCUUGGUAUCCAUAAUCUGUAAAUGGUCUUAUUAAUGCCCUUUACAGCAUCAACAGUUUGUUCUUAUCUGCACCCCGAGUUGUUCCCAGCAAUACUUUUAAGCAGAUUCAUCCUAUCGCCAUUAUACUUGAUAUACCUGUAUAUCUGUAACCCUUCCAAGUUAGUUUAUUGAACAUAACUCCUAAAAAUGUAAAAUUUUGAACUACCUGAUUUUUUCUGUAUAGAGAGAGAGGUUCCAUUCUUCCCCAGUCUUCCUUUUUGGUGAAGAUCAUUCCCUUUUUUUGGGCAAAUGAGAACCUAAAUCCCCAAGUAUCUCCCCAUUCUGAAAUUCCCAAGUGCCUCAUUUGUUCUCUCCACAGCUAUCUUAAGUCUUCUAUAUUUGGCCCAUAUAUCACAGUCAUCCGCAAAUAGACUAAUACCUAUUCCUGCCUGUAUACUCCCCGGGAGAUCAUGAAUAAUAAUAAUAAACACGGUUGGGCUGAUAACACUCCCCUGUAAAAUGCCAUUAGUAAAUUUAUAAAUAUUUGACAGACUUGCCCCCACCUGACUUGCAUGGUUCUACCACUUAAGCAAUCUCUUAUCCACCAAAACGUUGUUCCUCUUACUCCAACUGUGGCUAGUUUAUACAUCAAGCUUCCCUCCAUAGCAUGUCAUACGUUUUUCAGUUUUUCAUAGAUCUAUAUGCAUGAGGUCUUUGCAUAAUUUGCUAGGUUUUCCUAUCAAUAUAACCACCGCUUAAUUCCAUUCUGCUGCCAGUAUUCCUUUUCCCCAUAUUCUGUAAUUCAAUAAAACAAAUGCUCUUCCAGUAGGUGCUUAAGCAUUGCAUUACAUAUGCUAUUCUUACUUGGGAUACUGCAUUUUUACUUUAGCCUGUAGCUUUUUUGAGUUCCUGUAUGCUGAAAUUUUCAUUCAGCACAACAUCUUUAUAUUCUACCCUGUCAUGUAAGAGCUCACGGUAUUUUUCAGCAAACAUUUUUUGUUCACCAACCUCCUUUCUCUGAUUUUAUCACUACUAACUUUUUGGAACUCUUUUGCUAAAAUACUCAUUUUUCCUAAGUUAGAAAUGUCAACUUUAUCAUUUACUAUAAGACUAUGUAUGAAUUUUUGUUUUUACUCCAUAUCCCAUUCAUUCUUUUAACUUGUUUCUUUCUCUCUGAAACCUUAGAAUUGUUGUUCAUUUUCCCACAAUAUUUCUCCAGUUCUCUUGCAUUUUUAAUAAUCUUUGCACCACUGCUUUACAUCUUUUAUAAUUCAUUAAAUCCUUGCUAUUCAUUGUACUUUUUGCUUGUUUGUAUAUUUGUUUGCUUGUUUGUGUAUAUUUCUUUAAUUGCUGCAUGACAAUCUUCGUUCCACUAGGGAACUGGAUUUCUGAGUUUCUGGCAGUUUGGUGUCUUACAUAUAGCUAGGUUGGCUGCUGUUACUACUCCCUUUAUUGUAUGAUCAUGAAAUUCCUCUAGAUUAUCACUUAUACAAUUGGAUAUUAGAUAUUCAGCACAUUUACUGUUAGAAAGGCAAACUGGGGGCUCUAAGGCUCUAGGUAGGAAUUUCUUCAGUGUUUUCAACAUUACCUUGGCCUCUUUAUAGAUUGCCCAGCUUCAUUUACAUUCUAUAUUGCUUGUUGAAAUUCUCAGAUCUAAACAUACAAAGGGUCUAUCCACAGAAUUAAACCUACUAGGUGCUCCAGUAUCGAGCAAUACUAGGCUGUGCAGUUCAACGAACUGUUCCAGGCAUUUGUCAUUAUAACCAGUUUUCCUGCUUCCUCAUAAUUCAUUAUGGCUAUUAAAAUUUCCACAAAUAAUAUCCAGGCCUUUGACACCCUUAACUAACUCUUCCAAUUCUAGAUUGUCUAGUUUUUUUUAGAUGGGUUGUGAAUCUUAGUGGUUUGUAUAAAGACAGUGCUAUUCUGCAGAGGAAUCUCAACAGCAUUGUACUCAACUUUCGUUUUGUACAUCUAUGUCAAUGUAACUAAGACCUUCCUUUAGAGCAGGAAGCUUCUUUAUAGUUGUAGUUAUUUCUCUGUCACAUCAGAUUAUAUCAUAUCCUGGAAGUCUAAACAUAAGUUCUCACUAACCAUGUUUCUUGUAUAUGUAUCACAUCAAGGAUUUUUUUUCCAUUUAAAGUUUCCAUUAAUACCUGACCAUGUGUUGUUAAACUAUGUACCAGCAAAAUAAUAAUAAUAAUAAUAAUAAAAUUAGAAACACUUGCUUAAA